Harpegnathos saltator (Jerdon's jumping ant) is the source of this 7490-nucleotide messenger RNA. RefSeq names its product probable multidrug resistance-associated protein lethal(2)03659. The record is from RefSeq and is a predicted model, not a curated record. The transcript has 15 exons. Gene Ontology annotation, molecular function: ABC-type transporter activity; ATP hydrolysis activity; ATP binding. Lineage: Eukaryota; Metazoa; Arthropoda; Insecta; Hymenoptera; Formicidae. Gene Ontology annotation, biological process: transmembrane transport. Bases 1738 to 5751 code for a protein of 1337 amino acids. Gene Ontology annotation, cellular component: membrane.
UCUGAGCUCCAAAGAUUCAAUUGAAGAUCGGAGAUCGGGAAGAUCUCUAAUAUAUCAAAUUGUGGAAUCUGAAGAGAGGCUGACGAUGAGAAGUGAUUAAACUUUUGGAAGUUUCGAGUUAACAACAAUGAUUCAAAUUCAUAACAAUGAAUAUACGUUAUUCGAAGCGCUUGUAAAUCUUUGAGAAUGGAAUUCGAGAGUCGUAACAUUUCCGAAUGUUGCAUGAUCUUUAAAAUAGGGGAUUUAUGAAUUUAUGGAUUUGAAUAGAUGGAUUCAUAUCAGGCGAUCUAUAAAUAUAUGUCGAUUGAAAUUGAAAUUUCUGUUGAAUUUCAAUCUCCGUCAGCAUCAGGAAACUUCAGAUUUCCAUCUUUUUAUUCUUCGACAUAAAAAUUACGUUAAACAGGUUAAGUAUUAGUUAAACUAUUAAGAAGUAGAUUAGCUGUCGGUUGGCUUAUUGUCAAAAAGUUCAACCAUUGAUUGACUUGCUUUAACAUGGUUUGCGAGUCAAAGGAUUCGAAACAAUCCAUGAAUCUCCCGACCGAAUCUUUGGGACUGCGCAACGCGCAACGCGUAAGAAUACUCAAUAACAUUGAGGUUUGAGAUGUUAUCAUCGUUCAUACGGCGUGAUUCGAAUGAUUAAUUCGAAGCCGAGAGCGAGAAAUUUGCGAUGAAACUCUCGUGAGGAUUCGCUAAUACAUGAGGUAGAUUUGCAUUACUUGAAGAGACUGCACGACAAGGAAAUGUCUUAGAGCUAGCGUAGUAAAAUUUGAUUUAAGUAUAUCACGAGACAAUAAUAUACAGUAACCGUAGGCGGUAAUUAAUCUUUAAACAAAUUACUCGAAGAAAGUGCUAUUAUACAGGCUUGGCGCGGAUGACAUUAGUUGCAUUUGCAACAAGUUAGAUAUAUAUGUGUAUAUACAUAUAUUCAUUUAAAUUAGAUAUAUAUAUACACACAUAGGCAUCUCUAGGUCGAGGAACAAUUGUAAUAUGUUAACUAACGAAUUAAGACAACUAAAUGUACAUACGUAAAAGUUGUUAACUAACAAUAAGAUUAUAAAUAAUAUCGAUUCACGAGGGAGGAGCAGCAUGAGUCGGGGCGCGGCCGUCGCGGAUUUAUCUUUAGACAAAUUAUUAGGAUUAUUACUAUUUUUACAAUAUAAUAUCACUGUACAACACUGUUUUGAAAAGAGUUCGGUAUAGAAUAAACUGUUUUCAUUUGUACAAAUCUACAUGUGUUCAGAGGAGAAAUACUCUUGCAAGAACUCGGUGGCGAAAUGAACUGCAAAGGUUUUAAACAUUUGCCGCGCGGAAUUACUCUAGCCAAUCCGCACGGUCUGUGAUCCGCGCAUGCGCGCACACGCAUUUCUUGCGCAACGGUCGGUCAUGAGACUACAUCGGACUGUGGCGCGCUCUUCUCGCAUGCUUCGUCUCCGCUCCGGGAGAGCUUUCUUCCACCCGGCGGGUAUCACGUGCUGUAUUGGGGUUAGUUAAUGGCACAUGGCGCGUAAUCGAGUAGUUGAGUGACGACCUUUCAUCCGAUUGGUCGUGUCUGUUUAUCGUCACGCUUGUCGAUUGUCCAUCAUUACCAGGGGUAUUCCAUUACGUUAUCGUGCGGAUUAAUGAACUGAUAGCAUUUCUUUCUUCUGUCCAAUAACGCAGCAACGAAUAGUGAACGAACAGUUUAACCAUCCGAUCGAUCAGUCGAGAAGAGUGAGAGAUCUGCAUUGUCGCGUCGUGAUGGAUGGGAAAGUGCACGCCGAGAGGGUGAAGAAUCCCAGGAAAGGCGCCAAUUUCCUCAGCGCUUUGACGUUCAGUUGGAUCCUACGCACUUUCUGGGUGGGUUACCGCAGAGAUCUUGAAGUAACUGAUUUGUACAAACCGCUUAACGAACAUACAAGUGGUAUUCUUGGUGUUAAAUUAGCGGACGUCUGGGAGGAAGAAUGCAAGGCGGCGCAACGUCGGGGCAAGGGAGCGCAGCCCAGCCUGUUGAAAGUUAUCAUCAGGUGUUUCGGCCUCAAGAUCGCGCUUUAUGGCAUAAUAUUGGCCGCCAUGGAGAUUUCACUUAGAGUGUUGCAGCCACUGUGCCUCGGUCGACUGUUGCGGUACUUCAAUACCAAGGAGAUAGACUCGACGGACGCCUACAUAUACGCCGCCGGCGUGAUCCUGUGCUCCGCCGUCAACGUGUUCGUCAUCCAUCCCUACAUGAUGGCCAUUUUGCACAUGGGCAUGAAGAUCCGCGUGGCCUGCUGCUCGCUCAUCUAUCGCAAGUCGUUGAAGCUCACGAGGACCGCGUUGGGCGAGACCACGAUCGGCCAAGCGGUGAAUCUCCUGUCGAACGACGUGAGCAGGUUUGACGUGGCCAUUAUAUUCCUGCAUUAUCUUUGGAUUGGGCCCCUGGAGACCAUCGUCCUCACGUACUUCAUGUACAUGGAAGUUGAGAUCUCCUCGCUCAUCGGCGUGGCGGUUCUGUUAUUGUUCAUACCAUUGCAAGGGUGGUUGGGAAAGAAGUCAUCGGUUCUGAGAUUUAAAACCGCCAUUAGGACUGACGAAAGAGUGCGACUGACGAAUGAGAUUAUUAGUGGAAUUCAAGCUAUUAAAAUGUACACCUGGGAGAAGCCAUUCAGCGCGCUUAUCGAAAUGGCGAGAAAGAAAGAAAUCAACGUCAUCAGAGCGACAUCGUAUAUUCGGGGUGUAACGAUGUCGUUUAUCAUCUUCACCACGAGAAUGUCACUCUUCAUCACAGUAUUGGUUUACGUGUUGUUUGACAACAAGAUAACGGCCGAGAAAGUCUUCAUGGUGACCGCCUACUACAAUAUUCUACGUACAACGAUGACUGUCUUCUUCCCGCAAGGAAUAACGCAGACGGCGGAAGCUAUGGUGUCCAUCAGACGUCUACAGAAAUUCAUGAUGUACGACGAGAUCGACCACACGAGUAAAUCUGAGUCCAUGAUCAACGGAAAGAAAGACUCAAAGGACAUCAUGCAGGUAGAUAUCACGGGGAACGCGAAAGAGAAGAAGAAGGUCAACCAGGAGAAAGACGAUCAGCAAGUGCAAUAUGAUCAAGGUGAUCACGCGGGUCGCGGCGAUCGGAAUGAAUAUAUCAUCUCUAUCGAGAACGCCAGUGCCAAGUGGCUGGAUCACGAAAAGGAGGACACUCUGCAGAAUAUCACUAUCAAAAUGCGACCCGGCGAACUGAUCGCCGUCGUCGGUCAAGUCGGUUCGGGCAAGAGCAGCCUGAUGAACGUUAUCCUGAAGGAGUUGCCCCUACACACUGGCACCAUUAAGGUGAACAAUAGUGUCGCUUACGCUAGCCAAGAACCUUGGCUGUUCGCCGGAUCGGUGAGACAGAAUAUCCUGUUCGGCCGUAAGAUGGAUCAGUUUCGAUACGACCGCGUGAUCAAAGUGUGCCAGUUAAAGAGAGACUUCAGUUUGUUGCCGUACGGCGACAAGACCAUCGUAGGCGAGAGAGGUAUCAGUCUCUCUGGCGGCCAGCGUGCAAGGAUUAAUUUAGCGAGAGCUGUGUAUGCCGAAUCCGACAUAUAUCUUUUAGAUGAUCCUUUAAGCGCCGUAGAUGCUCACGUGGGCAAGCACAUGUUUGAGGAGUGCAUCGAUAAGUAUCUACAAGGAAAAACUCGAAUCUUGGUGACUCAUCAGUUGCAAUAUUUGCGAAAUGUCGGCAGGAUUAUCGUGUUGAAGGAUGGGGCUAUUCAGGCUGAAGGAACGUACGAUGAAUUGGGUUCCAUGGGAGUGGAUUUCGGUCGACUGUUGGAGACUCAAACUCAGGUGGAAGAGCAGUCUGCUUCGGCUCCGGUUAGUCGUAGCAACUCACGUAACGCCAGUAUUACCUCGCUCAGUUCAUUUAUGACGAACGAUACUUCUAAGCAAGAACCAGACGAGGUGGCCGAGACGCGUACAGUUGGCACUAUUUCUCGUAAAGUUUACGCAGAUUACUUCCACGCUGGUGGCAAUUGGUGCUUCAUAAUUACUGUGGCUAUGCUCUGUAUCUUGGCGCAAGCCGCUGCCAGCGGCGGGGACUUCUUCCUCGCGCGCUGGGUUGACUUCGAAGAGAUACAUGUGAACAAAACAGCCAACGGCACGGUGGUGGUCGAUCCGAACAGUACUCUCUCUCGAGAUGCUUACAUCUACAUCUACACCGGUGUGACUGUAUUGACUAUCGUUAUAACCCUCAUCCGUUCGUUCUCCUUCUUCUGGGCAUGCAUGCGAGCUUCCAGACGACUUCACGACAAUAUGUUUCGCUGCAUCAGUCGCGCCACUAUGCGCUUCUUCAACACCAACACGUCAGGACGUGUAUUAAAUCGCUUUUCCAAAGACAUGGGUGCGGUGGACGAGUUGUUGCCUAUUGCCCUAAUUGACUGCAUCCAAAUUGGCCUGGCGUUGCUCGGUAUUAUCAUCGUGGUCUCCAUCGCGAGUCCUUGGUUAUUGAUACCCACCGUGAUCAUCGGAUUCAUAUUUUAUUACUUGAGAGUCUUCUACCUGGCUACCAGCCGCAGCGUCAAGCGUUUGGAGGGUAUCACACGUUCGCCGGUCUUCGCUCAUUUGAGCGCGACUUUGCAAGGACUGCCAACAAUUCGUGCCUUUGGGGCGGCGGAAAUCCUCACGAAAGAGUUCGAUCGUCACCAGGAUCUCCAUUCGUCCGCGUGGUACAUCUUCAUCGCCUCCUCGCGAGCGUUUGGUUUCUGGCUGGACGUUUUCUGCGUGAUAUAUAUUGCGUUGGUCACUCUGAGUUUUCUCGUGCUAGAUAACGACGGUCCCGGCUCGAUGGACGGCGGCAGGGUAGGCCUGGCGAUCACUCAAAGCAUCGGCCUCACAGGAAUGUUCCAGUGGGGCAUGAGGCAGAGCGCCGAGCUCGAGAAUCAAAUGACAUCAGUGGAACGUGUCCUCGAAUACAGCAAGAUAAAUAGCGAACCUCCUCUCGAGAGCGCUCCCGAUAAGAAACCGAAAGAAGACUGGCCGCAAAAAGGCAAGGUAGAAUUCAAGGGCGUGUGGUUGCGUUACGCGCCGCUGGAGCCGCCCGUGCUGAAAAACCUCAACUUCGUCAUCCACCCGCACGAGAAGGUGGGCAUCGUUGGCCGCACCGGCGCUGGGAAAUCUUCUCUCAUCUCAGCGCUUUUCCGUCUGGCCGACGUGGAGGGUCCGAUCGAGAUCGAUGGCAUCGACACCAGCACCAUUGGUCUGCACGACCUGCGUUGCAAGAUCAGUAUCAUCCCGCAAGAGCCGUUCCUCUUUUCCGGCACUCUGCGUCGCAAUCUUGAUCCCUUUGACACGUACCCGGACGACGUGCUAUGGCGAGCACUCGAGGAAGUUGAAUUGAAAGAAAUGGGCCUGGAAGCGCACGUCAACGAGGGCGGCUCCAAUCUCAGCGUCGGUCAGCGGCAGUUGGUUUGUCUGGCACGCUCCAUCGUGCGCAACAAUCCAAUACUCGUGCUGGACGAGGCCACCGCGAACGUGGACCCGCGCACCGACGAGUUGAUCCAGAGAACCAUCCGCAGGAAAUUCGAGAAUUGCACAGUGCUCACGAUCGCCCACAGGCUCAACACUGUGAUGGACAGCGAUCGUAUCUUGGUGAUGGACGCCGGCAGUGCGGUGGAAUUCGACCAUCCUCACCUGCUGCUGCAGAAGGAGACCGGCUACCUCAAGAGCAUGGUGAACGAGACCGGCAAGGCGAUGGCGGAGGCCCUGGCCGGCGUCGCCAGCAGCAGCUACCGCAAUCGAGCUUCCACGACGCUCUGAUUAACGUACCUACGUGGCUAAUUAUUUAAUCGCGUGCGACAGAUAUCACAGUGUACCGUCUCGGUAGCCGAAGUGGAAGUUUCGCGCGAAUCGCUCCUGCAAACCGAUCGGCUAGGAAUUUCCGGAAGGCCGGGCUCCAACUUUCCACGAGGACGUGUAGCAGUAUACGAAAAGUGAGAAAACAACAAGAGAAGAGGAAAAGAAAAAUAAUACGAAAAUCGUGCAAGAUUUGCAAGGAGCGGUGGGGAGUGAAGAAGCCCAACGUUUCGCAGUUUCACAGGUAGUCGAAAUGUUCGCGAAAGUCGAGGAUGAAAAUGUGCGACGUGGCACGUUUCUCAAUUGUGUCCUGUCGAACACGAGGAUUUCACAGGAUCCGAGAUUAAUUCGGGGGUCCCAAGGGAUUGGAAGCGCCGGGAGGACAGGAAUAUCUAGGAGCGAUGAGAGGCCUGCCCUAGGAGGCCUUCCUUAAGAGAAGGGGAUGGCAAUUUAAUGAUUAAUCAUCGUAUUUACGAGCUGCACGCAGUCUUGUCUUGUAGUUAGUCUUAUAAUUUUUCUUAUUGUUUCGUCGUUGUCCUUUUUAAUUAGUGUAUCAUGGAAUUCUCAGUCACUUCGCAGCGCCGUUAUCGCCGCCGAUAUAUAUUACAUAUCUAGCGAGAGUUUCUCGAAUGGAUGAAGGGGAGGAAAAGGAAAAAGGAGCGGAGAAGAAAAGAAAGAAGGCUGUCGCCGAUCGGCGCGUCUACGGUAACAGUAUUAUUACGUCGUUUUUAUGUAUCAAUCAAACUCUCAGAUUCCGACGGGAAGUUUCCAUUCGUUGGAUCACUGGAGAUCUCCCCAACGAUUCACACCAUCAGCUGUCGUGAAUGCUUUCGGGAUAUCAGUCAGGACUCGUCGGGGAACGUAGUACAUAUAUAUAUAUAUAAACACUUUUGAAGGACUUCUUUACUUAUUUAUGACCAGGGAUAAUUUCGCUUUAGUAACAAAAAAAGAGAAAAAUAAUUACGCAAGUCGAAGGAGAUAACGAUUAAAAACUUGCACGAAAAAAAAAGGAUAAAGGACGAUAAACGCAAGCGACUACAAAAGGGCCUAUGGUAUUUCCUACGAAUUUACACAGCUAUAACAGUCACAAGUCCUGAUCCGGGAGAAAAAGAGAAGAAAGGACACAACAGGCGGGAUCAUACAGGCGGGAUUUUAUGGAGUCCGGGAUAAUCUAAUCAACUCCCAGGGCUCUCGAUAAUCCUCGGUAAUCCUGUGAGGAGUUGCAUCACGAUCAAUAGGCGAGAAUUAAUUCUUGAGAGAUUCGAUUGAUCCUCGAUAACUCGAGCACCGCAUACAGGAUCGUUGAUGAGCUGACAGCUCAACAUGGACGUACUUAACGUUAAAUGAUACAGGAAGGGAGGAUUCUACGCCACUUUUAUAGGUAUAUAUAUAUACACAAACACACAUACAGACGUAUGCUCUAUAUAUACAUAUAUAUACUACGCGGUAUACACGGGUGUCCGGCGAAAACGUCGCGGUUAAACGUCGCGACGUAGCGGGUCCAUAAUUCGUCGUACAUCACUGCCAGCGGGUGGUCCGGUCGUUCCUUUCUUUUUUUCUCUCUUUUUUCUUUUUUUUUUUCUUUCUUUCUUUCACCACCCACAGGUCACCCCGUGUAUAUCCGGCGAGAGUGUGCAUUCGCGCCGUUUUUCCCGCGAGUAUUUACAAUGUUCCUGCCGUUUAUUACGAACUGGUGCUACAAG